CGGGUUUGGGUGCGGUACCGCUCAGCCGGAAGUGACGCGCGCAGCGCCUGGCCUCACCAUGGUGCUGACCCGCAGCCGCUCGGGGACUCCGGUUAGAAAGCCGGUGGAAUCCGUAAGGAAAACUCCCAGCAGUCAAAUAAAGACCAGGAGCAGAUGGCUGGAACUCCAGUCGGAAACGAUUCCUGAAUCUCACUAUGAAGUGCAAGAAAUUGUUCUGGUGGAUCCUCAGCCUUGUAUUAUGGAGCCAGCAGAACUGAGCGAUGAGGUUAAAUUAAAUGACCAGUCUGCAGAGAGCCUUGUCCCAGAGAAUUGUGCCGAAACGGAAAGUAAAAACCCGGUAGAACUAAUCGAAUUAACUGAUGAUGUUCCAAGAGAUGUCGUUGAUGAGCAAAAGGAUGAAGGCUCGGAAAAUCAAAACGCAGAUACUAUCAUCUCAGUUCCUAUUAUUAGCCUUCUGUUCAGCAGUGAUGACAGCUCCGACAUUGGAACUGACACCAAUAUAGUAGUGGAAGAGGAAAGUGCACAUGUUCAAUCCUCUGCUUUGAAAACCACAACAGGCCAAAGCUCUUCUGGAGAAGACAAUUGCUUGUUUGUGAUUGACACCAAGCCGGGAAUAGAUGUAGAUAGAGAGUUUUACUUGGAUUCAAGUAGAAAAGAGAUUAUUGGAAAAAGUAGCCAAGAUAUUGAUCAAGAUGAAGAAUUAGAACAGGAGGAAAAAGAAGACAGUUUUAUUGAUGGUGAUGAUGAUGAAGAAGAAGGGGAUGAAGCUAUUUUGCUAAGCAAAUCUAGCCGAUCAAAACUUUCGACUAGUAUUGAUACAGGACUAGAUUUGAAUGAGCUUGGUGGCUUGUACAUUACUUUUGAUGCUGGCAAAAUGGGUCACAACUCAAAAAUUUCUGACAAACUGAAGAAGGAAAAGAAAACAGAUGAGUUAUUAGCAAAAAGCAUCCUCACACCAGACUUUGAAAAAAAGGAUUGUGUUCCUCCAUACAAACAGUCACUUCGUCAACUGAAGAAACAGCGCAAGGAAGAACGUGAAAAAACAACUGGUGAUGGUUGGUACAACAUGAAGGCUCCUGAGCUCACCAGAGAGUUAACGAAUGAUCUGCAGGCAUUAAAAAUGAGGGCAGCCUUUGACUCCAAGCGUUUUUACAAGAAGAAUGAUCGUGAUGGCUUCCCAAAGUAUUUUCAGGUUGGUACAAUUCUGGACAAUCCAGUAGACUUCUAUCACUCUCGAAUUCCCAAGAAGCAAAGAAAGAGGACAGUCGUGGACGAACUCCUAGCUGAUGCAGAGUUCCGAAGAAACAACAAGAAGAAAUACCAGAAGAUCGUAGCAGAACAAGCAGUUAGUGAUGCUGGCAAGAAAAAUCGCAAGAAGAACAAAUUUGAAAAGCGAAGCCGUAAAAAAAAAUAAACAUCCUUCUUCUGUAUUACUGAAACUUGCAACACAAGAACAUUUGACCAUAAUACCAUCCUCAUGGAUGUUAUUUCCCUAUUGUAAGUGAGGCUUAGCUUAGCUGGCUAAACGCAUUUAGAAAAUAACUGCUCUGCUGUGCUCACAUUUGUGUAAUGAUAACUUUUCAGCCUCAACAAACCAUGUUACAGUGGGGAAAAGAGCUAUAUCAUUAUCAACUCAUGGUUAAUGGAGUUCAAACAAUUGCCGAUUGUAAUAUUUUACAAGUCGUCGUCCUUUUAGAUAUUGAACAUAGAGUUACAUGCACAGAAUACAAUUACAAAGUGAUAUUCUGAUACGUUUCUGUGUAAUAGGUACUUAGUUUUCAUUUGCAAUCUGAUUAUAUAAUGUAUCUAUCCUUCAAGUUUCAUUGGGAUGAUAUUUAUGGUCUUUGAUAUUGUGAGAAAAUAUUUUCUAAUUUAAAUUUGUAAAUUAUGUCAAAGAACCAAUUAAGUAUCAUCUAUAUUUAACAAAGAGGGUGCAUUAUUGGCCUGAAAAUCAACAAAAAGCUUUGUCUUUUGAGCUUCUAUUUCUAUACAUGAUGUUACACGGAGAGUGAAAAUGUAAACAUUUACCAAUAAAGAGCAGUAAAUACCUUAAA
This is a messenger RNA of Callorhinchus milii (elephant shark), 2054 nucleotides long. RefSeq names its product deoxynucleotidyltransferase, terminal, interacting protein 2 (gene dnttip2). NCBI's taxonomy places the organism in Eukaryota, Metazoa, Chordata, Chondrichthyes, Chimaeriformes, Callorhinchidae. Gene Ontology annotation, molecular function: RNA binding. Gene Ontology annotation, cellular component: nucleolus. The transcript is spliced from 7 exons. Bases 59 to 1414 code for a protein of 451 amino acids. The record is from RefSeq and is a predicted model, not a curated record. Gene Ontology annotation, biological process: RNA processing.